AUGACUGUCAACCCUACAGUAUGCCAAAGCAACCAAGCUCAAAAACCCUCAGCAAACGAGCUUGAUCAAUUUGGUUUUAAACCUACAUCAAAUAAUUUACCCGUACCAAAUCCUAUUCCUGCACCAGGUUCUGACCCCGAACCAAAUCCUCAACCCUUACCAGGUUCUGAACCAGCACCAAAUCCUAUUCCUGCACCAGCUUCUGACCGCGAACCAAAUCCUCAACCCUUACCAGAUUCUGAACCAGCACCAAAUCCUAUUCCUGCACCAGCUUCUGACCGUGAACCAAAUCCUCAACCCUUACCAGGUUCUGAACCAGCACCAAUUCCUUUACUUGCACCGAAUCCUUAA
Tetranychus urticae (two-spotted spider mite) is the source of this 351-nucleotide messenger RNA. Lineage: Eukaryota; Metazoa; Arthropoda; Arachnida; Trombidiformes; Tetranychidae. The record is from RefSeq and is a predicted model, not a curated record.